CCGUGGCUGCACUCAAAAUGCGGGAGAGGAAGGCGGCUGUGCCGGUGGCACAAGGAGCGAAGCGGAACAUUGCCAGAGGAUGGUGAGGGCUGCUCCUGAGGGAGCCUGGAAUUCCUCGGGGGAGGAGCCUUCCCAGCGCUGUCCCGAAGGAUGGAGAAGAGGAAAAUCCUGAUGAAGUCCAAGGUUGCUGCUCCCAACCUCCUGAGGGCUCUGCAUUCCCUGUACCGGCUCGGGCACCUCUGCGACGUGACGGUCCUCACCCAGCACCUGGGAAUUCAGGAGGAAUUCCUGGCUCACAAAGCCGUCCUGGCAGCUUCCAGCAACUACUUCAGGGGGCUUUUCCUGCACCAGGAGACGCUGGACGCCCAGAAGUGCACGGUGACCCUGCAGGACAUCUACACCGAGGAGUUCACCUCCUUCCUGGAGUUCGUCUACACGGCAGAGGUGGAGAUCGAGGCGGGAAAGCUCCAGCGGAUGAAGGAAAUAGCGGAAAGGCUGGAAUGCAAGGAUUUGCUGGACAUCUGUGAAGAAGUGAAGGCAGAGGGCAGGAAGGGCUUGGAUUUGAGCCUCCGCCUGAAGGGGCGGAGGGGUGAGAACGGGGGAUCGCAGUGGCCUGGCAUCCAGCAGGAGGAGAACCCCAGGAACUCCGCCCAGGUCGUGGCAAUUCCCAUGCAGAGGAAACUUUGGGAUAGGCAGAAGCAUCAGGAGCUGCUGCCGGAGCUCAUGGGAGGCCAGGCGGGAGGCCUGGAGCGGGAGGCCGCAGCUUUCCCAGCCCCCAAAUCCAGGCCGGCAAAGCUGCCCAAGUGCAACGAGACGCGUUCCCCAUCGGGACUGGGUGUGGCCGUCAGCAGCCUGGAACACCAGGAUGGCCGUUCCCUGGGCGAGGGGCAGGAGCGGAAGCGGGAAUGCCAGGCGUGUCCCUACUGCGACGAGGCCAUCGGCUCCGAGCGCGGCCGGACGCGCGGCGGGGACGGGCCCUACCGGGGCUUCGCCCACCGGGCCGCCUGCACCUCCCACCUCAGGAAAAUCCAUGAGUCUGGGCAAGAGAGGAAACUCCUGCCUGUCUACUGGAUGGUGGUUCCACCUCCACACGGCCCAAACCCCACAAGCCGUAGCAGAGAUCCCGACGGAGAGACUCGGGAUGGGACACCGGAAACCUCGGGGCGCGAGGAAGACCCCGGGAAUUCCUCCGUUGCUGAAGCAGAAAGGAGCAAGGAGCAAGAGGAAUCCCAGGAAGCUGAAGGAGGGAAUGAAGAUGAAGGUGGAAUGAGUGUGAAGGGCGAGGAGCAGGGAGAAUACGACGCGGGAUACUCGGAAGUUGAAGGAAGCAGAGACAACAAGGAAUGUCACCAGGAGGAGGAGGAGGAGGAGGAGGAGGAGGAAGCCUCAACAGAGAAGGACAGCAGCGAACCCGAAGCGGGGUUCAAGCUAAAGAAGGCCGGUAAAAGCGUGGCCAACAAGAAAUCCCUGUGCGUGAUCCAGUGCGACAAGUGCCAGAAGCAGUUUGUUUCCCGGAAGCAGUACGUGGAUCACUGCCGGGACGCGCACCAGAGCCUGCCCGGCAAGGCCUACCACUGCGAGCUGUGCGGCAAGGCCUUCGCCAGCUCCACCAGCUGCAAGGAGCACCGCGCCUGCGUGCACAGCGAGGAGAGGAGGUUCUCCUGCGGCCUCUGCCAGGCCACCUUCAAGAGGAAGCGGGAUGUGAGGAGCCAUUCCGUGCGGAAGCACGAGGGCAGGGCCAAGCGGCCGCUGUGCUCCGUGUGCGGCAAGAUGCUGAGCUCCCGCACGGCGCUGGUGCUGCACAUGCGGACGCACACCGGCGAGAAGCCCUACGAGUGCGCCGUGUGUCGCUCCAGGUUUGCUCAGCCGUCCCAGCUCAAGAUCCAUACCAGAUCCCACACCGGGGAGAAGCCCUACAUUUGUGAGGACUGCGGCGCUUCCUUUGCCGACAGAGGAAAACUCACCGGCCACAAAAGGACACACACAGGAGAGCGGCUCUUCGGGUGCGACGUGUGCGGGAAGCACUUUGCCACCAACGAGUACCUCAAGUGCCACAAGCGCUGCCACCUGGGAGCCAAACCCUACAGCUGCCAGGUCUGCGGGAAAACCUUCGGCCUCAGAGCCUCCCUGGCCCAGCACAGCAACGUCCACGCAGAGAGGCGUCCCUAUUUCUGCGAGCAGUGCGGCAAGGCCUUCACGCAGCCGGGAGCUCUGCGGCGCCACCAGCGCAUCCACACCGGAGAGAAGCCCUACAAGUGCCGGGCCUGCGACAGAACCUUCACCGACAUGUCCACCCUGCGCCGGUACGCGGCGAUCCACGACCGCAACGCUCACUGGAGGAGCUUCUUGAUCGACCUCACACAGAAAAAACACCACAACUGGUCCAAGAUCGAGACUUUGGCGGAGGCGCAGCCGGGACGGGAUCCCACGCCGGGAAUUUGCUCGCUGGACCACGGGCAACUUCACAAACCACAAAGGGCCAAAGCAGCGGCAGCGGCAGCAGGCGUGAGCCCCGGGCCUGGGGACAGCGGCGGCGCUGAGCCCUCCCUUUUGUACUUAUAAACUCCUUUUUAGCCCCAAAACGGGCGCUUCGAGGUGGGAACUCUCCUUUGGGAUGCAGGGAGCCGUUCCCAGCGCUCGGUGUGACCUCGGGAGCGGCAGCGUUACAGGUGCUGAAGGGGUAAUUUAGGUAAUUUAGGUAAUUUAUCCUCCUCGGGAGGGUUUUUAUUCCACGGAAACCUUUGCAGCCGUCCGGAGG
Messenger RNA from Pseudopodoces humilis (Tibetan ground-tit), 2758 nucleotides. Its product is annotated as GDNF-inducible zinc finger protein 1-like. Gene Ontology annotation, molecular function: DNA-binding transcription factor activity, RNA polymerase II-specific; protein binding. The record is from RefSeq and is a predicted model, not a curated record. Gene Ontology annotation, biological process: regulation of transcription by RNA polymerase II. Lineage: Eukaryota; Metazoa; Chordata; Aves; Passeriformes; Paridae. Gene Ontology annotation, cellular component: nucleus.